Molecule: messenger RNA, 921 nt
Organism: Amphimedon queenslandica
Lineage: Eukaryota; Metazoa; Porifera; Demospongiae; Haplosclerida; Niphatidae
Product: halilectin 3, alpha chain-like
Exons: 3
Coding region: 49-456 (135 amino acids)
Biological process (GO): cell-matrix adhesion
Cellular component (GO): extracellular region
Molecular function (GO): calcium ion binding
Source: RefSeq, a predicted model, not a curated record
UCCUCUGCUAGCUAUGACAGGUCUCAGCAGAAGGUAAAAAUCACUGACAUGAGAUCUUAUGCAAGUAAAAAUGCUAAACCGUUAACAACAGUAUUGGAAGACUACGAGAAGAGGAUCCGGUAUGUAUUCUCUCCUCUGAAUUUCACCUGCAGGAAUGAAACACUGGAAGGAGAGUUCCCAUUAUUUGGUGUCCCAACAGGAGCUCACUUUGAUGGACCAGUGGAAACACUUGGUGCCAAGUUACCUGGGCUAGGAGUAACAGUUGCUCACUACACUUUUGAAGAGAAUGGCUUUUCCUACUACACCUAUCAUCCACUGGGGCAGGAGGGUACCGAAUGCAUUCCAAUCACAACUUCUAUUGCUACUCUCAUGCCUCCUGAAGACGUAAUUGUACAGUAUGCUAAUGUCACUACUGAGCUUCCUCCAGAUGCUUUUAACUUGCCCCCUGGAUGUUGAUAAAUGUACAAUAAGAACCUCAAGAUUGAGCUAUAGCUGCACAUGUUAAUCUAUUAGUGCUGCUUAUAAACUAGAUUUUAUUUUUCAGCUUAAGUUUUAACAUGAUGUAAUGCCAGAGUGGUUUCUAUAGGCUUUAUAUCUAUAGGUUUUGAUAAAAUAAUAUUAUGAUACCAAUAAGACUAGUGCUAUGCCUAUAGGUAACUUAUCAAAGCUAGGUUUGUGGUGCUUAUCUGAUCAUGGAAUUCAGUGUUGGGUUGUUUCUCAUGAUAUUGUUUCUUACAUAAUGUUAUACAAUGAAUGCUGGACAUGAAUAGGAUUAUGCAACAUUAUGUAAUAAUACAAUGAUCUGAUAUAUUAUCAAGAGUACAAACCAAAUGGUGAAUAAUGUUUUCUGUUGUCAGUGUACUGAUUAGCUGAGCUGUUUUCAAGCUAUGUUUAUUAUUAUAAUUAAUGUUUGUCACCUAA